Phoenix dactylifera (date palm) is the source of this 1221-nucleotide messenger RNA. Its product is annotated as rRNA-processing protein fcf2-like. The record is from RefSeq and is a predicted model, not a curated record. Gene Ontology annotation, biological process: RNA processing. Gene Ontology annotation, cellular component: nucleolus. Lineage: Eukaryota; Viridiplantae; Streptophyta; Magnoliopsida; Arecales; Arecaceae. Gene Ontology annotation, molecular function: RNA binding.
CAAUUCUUCCCUUCGUGAUCGCGCCGCCGUACCCCUUUGUCCUCCGCCGCUUCGACCUGUCUCCUUCUCCGCCGUCCCUGUCGGCCACCGGCUCUCUCUCUCCCUCCGUUUCUUCUCUCUCGCUUCCCUGAUUCCUGAGCUCCAUCCGCCGCACCCUGCCCUAAAACCAGUAGCCGGUGAGUACUUUGUGGGUAAUUCCAUUAUUUGAUUCGUUCAACUUCGUUUCAAUCAGGAUGCCGCAACAAAAUUCGGCAAUCGGUCUUUCCUGGGCUCCAAAGGUGCCUCCUUUAACCAAUGGGACCAAAAACAGCUCCGACAAAUUACCCGGCCAAACAAAAGAUUCUAUUUGGAGAUCUGACAACGAACUCGUGGAUGGAUUGUAUGUUCCUCCUGCUGAUCCGCGAAAGUUGAAUAAAUUGCUGAAGAAAAAUGUUAAAGACACUGCUGGUGGAAGCUGGUUUGAUAUGCCUGCUCCUACUAUCACUCCGGAGUUAAAGAAAGAUCUUGAGAUUCUCAAGCUAAGGAGUGCUAUCGAUCCAAAGAGGCACUUCAAAAGGGGAGAGAAGUCCAAGACCCUCCCGAAGUAUUUUCAGGUGGGUACUGUUAUUGAACCUGCAUCUGAGUUCUUCUCGGGGAGGCUGACAAAGAAAGAGAGGAAGGCAACAUUGGCAGAUGAACUGCUAUCUGAUCAUACCUUUAAGGCUUAUAGAAAACGUAAGGUCCAAGAAAUUGAGGAGCAACAUCAACCUGGUGGUGUUGAUAAGUGGAAGAUUAAGGGUCGACAGACGUGGAAACGGGCCAAGCAAAGAAGGGAAAAAGCUGGUCAUUAAGCUGAUUGUUUGGAUUAAAGAGAACAGACUGAUCAGUAAGAUGGAGAAACUUUUUCUCUCUUUUCCUUUUUCUCUUCUUCCCUUUUUUUGGGAAGCAGCAGUGUCAUGGCAGAGUUGGAGGAUAUAUGCCAAGGUUAUUAUCUGGAGGAGCCAUUGUGUAUCUAAAAUUUACAGCCCUGUUUAGCAUCUAAUUGACAGUAGCAGAAUGUGUGAAAUCUAUGAUUGUUAUUGGAGUAGAGAGGAUUACAGACUCCAUUUCAUUCCUGUGGGGAACUGCAUCUUGGUCGAUCCUUGCUUGAGAUUUUUUUUUCCGCUUUUCAUGCUGCACAAUUCAUUCAAAUUUUUCAGAUGAUCACUCUUGUAUGAUUCUUGCACAUAUCUUGUUCUAUCA